CAGAGUUCUGAGAAGGUUGUCUUGUCAAGGGGAAGUCUGGACAUGAAAGAGCUCACCGGGUAGAAAAAGCACUUGAAUUUGUUCUCCAAGCGUGCGGCAUCAUGAAGCCGUCACCGCGCUUCGGCGUCCCUCUGUGGACUCUUCUGGUCUUCAGCGCCCUCCUCAAGAGCACCCUAGCAGAAUGUAACUCAUCUGUUUGUGAAUCAGGAACAUUAAAUAUAACAACAACAACAACAACAAAUGUCAUGUUUGAACCUGGCCAAAACUGCAACUUAACAGUUGACGGCACAACUAAUGGAAACGGUUUGAUAACUGACCUGACCCCCGGAACUGUGUAUUCAACUACCAUUAACUGUUUAAACUGCUGCAGUGUGUUAGAAAUCACAACAAAGCCAGAAGUGGUCACCGGUCUCACUGUCACUGGUGUCACAACAUCCUCUGUGAUUGUGAACUGGACUAAACCAGUGGGAAACAGCUCUUUCUAUAAAGUGCAGUGGACAAAUGGGAGUGACACAGUAACUCAAACGUUUAAAAACAUUACUGGCCUGAUUCCUGGUAGUCAGUAUGAAAUAAGUGUCACUGCUGUGGCAAAUGACAACCAGACUGAGGGAACAAAAACUGCUGUCACUGUAUACACAAAACCAGGCACAAUUGUGAACCCUACAAUCACCGCAAGCACUUCCUCCAUCUCAUUGAACUGGACCUCCCCUCCUGGUCAGGUGUUCAAAUACAAGGUGGAGUGGAAUCCUUAUGGAACUACAAAUGUUACGUUUACAAAUAAUAACCAUGCCAUAUUAUCAAACCUUAUCCCUGGCACUACCUAUAACAUCAGAGUGACUGCCAUUGCUGGAGAUAAUGAAACAGAAGGAGACCCUUUUAAUUUCAGCUCAUUCACAAGGCCUGAAAAGCCUGGGAACAUUAAUGUUACACGAGAUACCAACAGCUUAAACAUCAGCUGGAUUUUGCCUAAUGGAAAGGCUGAUAACUAUGUGGUCAAUAUAUCAAAUGGAAACGUAAUGUUUAUGAACUCCAGUCAAACACAGGCCACAACAGCCAGUUUUACUAAUUUAAAACCUGGGAGACUCUAUAAUAUUACAGUGACUGCUGUUGCUGGAAACUUCAGGAAUACAUCUGACCAGGUUUCAUUUGCCACAGUUCCUACACCUCCUGGGCCCAUCAUGAUUAGUAACUGGAGCACCUCCUCACUCAGUCUGGCGUGGGCAACACCUGCUGAUAUGAAUGAUGCUCCAGACAUCAAAUACUAUAUCACCUACCAGGCUGUGGGUGGUACCGUUCAAAGCCAAACUUCCACACAACCUAAUACUACGCUAUCUCUCCUCAAUUCUGGAACCAACUACAGUAUAUCAGUAACAACUGCUGGACCUCAAAAUUUAAACAGCACAGUUGUUUACAAUUCUUCUUUUACCUGGCCUGAAAAGCCUGGGAACAUUAAUGUUACACGAGAUACCAACAGCUUAAACAUCAGCUGGACCUUGCCUGGAGGAAGGGCUGAUAAUUAUACAGUCAAUAUAUCAAAUGGAAACAAAAUGACUGCAAUCUCCACUCAAGCCAAUUUUACUAAUUUAAAACCUGGGAGACUCUAUAAUAUUACAGUGACUGCUGUUGCUGGAAACUUCAGAAAUACAUCUGACCAGGUUUCAUUUGCCACAGUUCCCACACCUCCUGGGCCCAUCAUCUUUAGUAACUGGAGCACCUCCUCACUCAGUCUGGCGUGGGCAACACCUACUGAUAUGAAUGAUGCUCCAGACAUCAAAUACUAUAUCACCUACCAGGCUGUGAAUAGUACCAUUCAAAGCCAAACUUCCACACAACCUAAUACUACGCUAUCUCUCCUCAAUUCUGGAACCAACUACAGUAUAUCAGUAACAACUGUUGGACCUCAAAAUUUAAACAGCACAGUUGUUUACAAUUCUUCUUUUACCUUGCCCAAAGCAGUGACCAAUCUUAGAAUGGAGAUAGUGAACACAACCUCCAUCAACCUGACGUGGUCCAGACAAUCUGAUUACAAACCUUUCUACUCCUACCUGGUGACUGCAAGCCUGGAUGGCACGCCGGUCCAGAAUGCUUCAACAAACAUUGAGACCUAUACCUUCUAUAAUCUAGUUCCUGGAAAACUGUACACAUUUUUUGUGUUCACAGUUGUAGAAUGGUUCAAGUCCGAACAGGAAAGCAUACAGAAUUACACAAAGCCUGAAGCAGUCAAAAACAUUACAGCCAUAGGAAGCACAACUAGCCUGUCAGUGAGCUGGCAACAGGUGAACAGCGGGGUCUCUGCAUACAGUGUUGUGCUGUAUAGAGACAUGCAGCUACUGAACAGAACAGAUGUAAGCAAUGAAACUGCAAACACAGUCUUUCUGGGCUUGAACCCAGGAGUGAUCUACUGUGUGCAGUUGGUCACCCAAAGUGGACCUCAAACGAGUAACAGUUCAUCUGUUUGCAACGCAACUUUUCCCAACCCUCCUGGCCCCAUCACAGUGAUAUCUCAGACUGUUAAUUCCAUCAACUUUACCUGGUCCCUUCCAAAAGACAUGGACAAUAUCACGUACAGCUUCACUGUGUCAAAUGGUAGCAGCUUUGUGAAAGAACACAACUGGUUCCUGAUGGAAAAUCUCAAGUCUGGAAGCCCCUACAACAUUUCUGUUGUUACUGUGGGUGCGAUGAACUACAAGAGUACACCAGUGACUACAGUAAACUAUACCAGACCAUAUGCUGUAAGCAAUCUGAAUCAGACAGAAAUAACUACAAAUUCAGUGACCUUGGAGUGGAACCAGCUGGAGAGCUUAUUAAGCUACUCUUAUGAAGUGCAGGUCACCAACGUGUCCGGUGCUAUUUUAAAAGACAUAAUUGUGAAUAUAACAAAGCAAACAAUCACAGAUCUUCGUUCUGGGAGCAACUUCAGCUUCACUGUCACUACACUGACAGCAGAUGGCACUCGUGCAAUUUCUGUGACAGUGUCCUACUUCACACGGCCAUACAGUAUUAGUGAGUUGAAGGCAGAAACCUUAAACACAACUGCUAUACAACUGGGUUGGAUGAAACCACUUGAGUACAGUAAUGACUAUAAAUAUCGGGUUGAGACAACAGGCUGCUCCUCCAAAAACAACACCCUAGAAAAUGAAACCAUAAUCAUAUCAAACCUCAACCCUGGGACCAGCUGUACCUUCUGUGUUUCUGUCAUGGCGGCAAAUGGCAUCGAAGGGGGAAAAAACUGCACCUCUCAGUACACGUACCCCGAGACAGUACAGCCCAAUAUAUCCAGUCGUUCCAAUAGUUCAAUCACAGUGACAUGGACAGCACCUAAAGGAAAUGUGGAACAUUAUAAAGUUUCCCUAAAUGGCAGUGUUGUAGCCCUGAACUCUUCGAAUACCUCCUACCUAUUUGAAUUCCUGUCAGCUGGAAGGACUUACACCAUCAUUUUAUUCACAAUUAGUGGACCCUUCAAUGCAUCAUCUGGACCCAGUACUACUGCCACUAUCCCUAACCCUCCAGGGGCCAUUGAGAUCCUGAGCAAAACAACCAGUUCCAUUUACAUUAGAUGGAAUGACGCACCUCUGAUGACCGGUGCAAACUUCUUCUACCGACUGACUUACACACCAUCCCUGGGAGCAAAUGCCAACAAUAUCAACUCCAUCAGUGCCAGUUAUAAUUUAUCAUCACUGUCAUCUGGGACUUCCUACAACAUCUCUGUGGCAACUGUGGGGGAAUUGGGUUGUGAGAGUGAGAGGGUUCACAUGGACAUGGUCACCACAAGACCACUGAGCGUGCUGGAUCUUAGGAGCACUACAGAAGAGACAGACAUCAUAGUCAUCUGGAACAACCCUGCUGAUUACAAGGAAGGCUAUGAAUAUAUUUUGGCCUGGAGCCCCCCAAAUCAGAACAUCACAAUGAACACCACUAUGUAUAAUAUCUCUAACCUGGUUCCUGGUAGCCGCUAUAACUUUUCUGUAACCACAACGACUGCUGAUAAAACACAGGGUGCACCAGAAUCGAUUUCCAAGUGCACAAAUGCAAGCCCAGUGACAAGCUUAGGCUGCCAAGGUCCAAACAGAACAAAUGCAAAAAUCAUCUUGUCGUGUUCCACACCCCGUGGCCAAAAAACUGGCUUCCAGAUCCUUCUAAACGGAAAUAUCAUUGCAGAUGACCCCUCUUGCAAUUAUACUGUUUCAAACCUUCAAUACUUUACAAAAUAUAAUCUGACUGUGAAGACUCUAAGCUGUGGACAACCCAGCAUUCCUGUGUCUCUUCAGUGUUCAACAGGCAUAACAGUUCCGCCCAAACCAAAUAAUCCUUCUGCCUUGGCGACUGUGAUGAGUUCAAAAUUCAAUAGUUUUAUUAUUCAGAUUGAUUCCGUAAUGUUCAACGACUCUGGGGGACCAAUCACACAAAUUGGGGUGAUGAUAACAAAGACUGAGACUCUCACUGAUUGGGACCCAUACUUGAAUAAAACUUACUCUAACUGGAAAAAUAAUGGCGCUGAUGCUUACCUGGCUACAGUUGUACAGAGACAACAAUCACAGUUGCGCAGCAGUGAAGAUUCUCUGUGGAUAUCGAUAGGAAAUAAAUCCACAUGGGAGGGCUACACGAAUGGUCCUCUGGAUGCCAAAGAAAAAUACAAAUACGCCAUUGUAUUAUACACCCAACUGAACCUGCAAACUGGCCUUGUGGAUAGUCGUAAUUCAUUUUUUGCAAUAAUACCUGCGGGUUCUGUCACUCUCCCUCCAAACCCAGCUGACACUUACAUUGCUAUCGGAGCAGCAGCAGGGGUUUUUCUAAUUCUCUUCAUUGCCCUCAUUGGCUUUAUUAUCUACUGGAAAAGGGUAGCUAAAAAAGAAUCACCAGACAUCCAGAUUCAGUCCUUGAGUCCCAAAGUAAGUGUGCUUGUGAAUGUGGAGAACUUUGAGGCUUACUUCAAGAAGCAGAAAGCAGACUCCAACUGUGGCUUUGCAGAAGAAUUUGAGGACUUGAAAGUUGUUGGCACUGGUCAGGCAAAAAUACACGCACUGCAUCCGGAGAACAAGCCUAAGAACCGCUAUAACAAUGUCCUUCCAUAUGAUUCUUCUAGGGUGAAACUUUCAAUUAUCCAUGGAAGUCCUUAUGAUGAUUACAUCAAUGCUAACUACAUGCCGGGUUACAACUCGAGGAAGGAGUUUAUUGCCGCUCAGGGUCCUUUACCCACCACAGUCGACGAUUUCUGGAGGAUGAUCUGGGAGAAGAAUGCGCAGACUCUGGUCAUGCUGACACGCUGUAAUGAACAGGGACGAGUAAAAUGUGAGCAGUACUGGAAUUCUCGCACUAUGAAAUGUGGCAACAUCAUUGUGACAGCAAGGUCUGAAAUACCACUUGAAGACUGGACCAUCAGGGACUUUGACAUUAAAAAUGUGAAAACAGCAGAAACCCGAUCAGUUCGGCACUUCCACUUCACAGCUUGGCCAGAUCACGGGGUGCCACAAACCACAGAGCUCCUCAUCAGCUUCAGGCAUUUAGUCAGAGAGCACAUGGACCGACACUCCCAACACUCACCUGCUGUCGUCCACUGCAGUGCUGGUGUGGGGCGCACAGGUACCUUCAUAGCCAUUGACCGCCUGAUCUUCCAGAUUGAAAGAGAAAAUACUGUAGAUGUGUAUGGCAUUGUUCACGAUCUGCGCAUGCACCGACCCCUUAUGGUGCAAACAGAGGACCAGUAUGUGUUCUUAAACCAGUGUGCCUUGGACAUCAUCCGGUCAAGAACGGGGACCAACGUGGAUCUAAUCUAUCAAAACGCCUCUGCAAUCUAUGAGAAUAUAGACCCAAAAAGAGGGAUUCCCAAAAACGGGUUAUACAACGCAUAGGCCUUGGAAGUCCAUCAGUUCAUCCGUCAUUUUCUUCACUUAUACAAAGAAACUGAGCAAAUAUCUGUGAAGUGGAAGCUUUGAACACAUUUUUCUGUAUUUAUUUUUAUUGUUUUCAGGCUUUGAAUAAUAGUCACCUAGGUUCCUGGAUUCAAACACAUAUUUUAUUAUAUUUAUUUGUUAAAAUUUAUGAAUGUUCUAAGUGAAGGAAACUGUAUGUAGAGAUGCAAUAAUGGAUUAUCUAUUUUGGACUCUUUCCUUUAAUUACAUAUUUUUGUACUCAGAUGUUUUAUAAAUUCUUCUUCCUUACUACUGUAUAUAACUCACUGAUGAUUACAUCUUUUUGCUCAGGUAGUGUGAUGGAUGCUGUACAGACAUUUUUUGAUCAAGAAAAACUUGUAAUGAAUCUUUGCCUUGUAUAAAACAAAUGCUGGUACGAAUACGUUGUGCCUUUGAACAACCUGCUUUAACACCAAUAGGUGGCACUCUUAUGUUUUUAAAUGAAAAAGACAAAUGUCUUAAAUUCAGCCAUCUGUUUUUGCAUAUCUUAAGCCAAUAUGAACUCUGCAAUGCAUUUAAAUGAAGGAGUCUUUUGCACAUGUAUGCGCUGUAUUGUGAAUAAUGCACUGGAUGCAUUUGCCUUCUACACUGUCUACUACAGAGAUGUUUUUAUCCAUAGCAUUAAUGUUGUGGCCUGUGCUUUGUGAAACUGUUAGGAUUUUUGCUCUAUACACCCAACAAUUUUAUGCUUGCAAUUUUACUCAGUAUACAGCUCAGGAAUUCAGUGAAAACUGAACAUGUUCCUAGCAUCUAUGGUUUUAGUACUUUGAGGAACUUUGUCCAUUGUUUUAUCCUCAUUCUCAACAUUGUGCAUUCCUCACAGAAGCUGCAAUGUUUUGUCACUUCCUGCUACAUAUCCAGUCCUUGUAUGGACAUAUCCUGUGAUGUUAAAAGGGCCAGAAAAACACAGGCAUUCAAAGCACAGCAUUUUCCAUGAGGCAGGUACUUUUUUUUUUUUAAGAGAAAUUAAUUUAAGAGUUAUCCAUGUCCAUGUUGUAUUUUUAGUAUCUCAUAGUGUAUUUAAUGCAAUUGUAAACAUUUGUGUUUAAAAUGAAAAAUAUAAUUAUUCACAAGGAUUUAUGAUGUCUUUGAAAAUGAUGCUUGCUGGUAAUAUAUAAAAUAUGUGUGUGUGACAAGGAUUCAAAAUUUGUAUAACCUUCAAACUCUCAAAUGAAAUGGGAUUAAAAAUUCUACAAUAUCAUGA
This is a messenger RNA of Archocentrus centrarchus (flier cichlid), 7113 nucleotides long. It is a transcript of the gene ptprja, whose product is annotated as protein tyrosine phosphatase receptor type Ja. Gene Ontology annotation, molecular function: protein tyrosine phosphatase activity; protein binding. Lineage: Eukaryota; Metazoa; Chordata; Actinopteri; Cichliformes; Cichlidae. Bases 102 to 5849 code for a protein of 1915 amino acids. Gene Ontology annotation, biological process: peptidyl-tyrosine dephosphorylation involved in inactivation of protein kinase activity. Gene Ontology annotation, cellular component: signaling receptor complex. The record is from RefSeq and is a predicted model, not a curated record. The transcript has 32 exons.